Molecule: messenger RNA, 1073 nt
Organism: Syngnathoides biaculeatus (alligator pipefish)
Lineage: Eukaryota; Metazoa; Chordata; Actinopteri; Syngnathiformes; Syngnathidae
Product: msx2-interacting protein-like
Exons: 2
Coding region: 672-1073 (133 amino acids)
Biological process (GO): mRNA splicing, via spliceosome
Cellular component (GO): nuclear speck
Molecular function (GO): RNA binding
Source: RefSeq, a predicted model, not a curated record
CUGAUCGAUUGGUAAAUAAAGCGAGUUGAAAAUAAUGAUAAAGCAAUGUGGGCGGGGGAAUAAUUUAGUGUUUGAUCUGCUUUACUUUUUCUUUUAAUCAAACCAUUACUUUAGGUGGAGUGUGACAGAGGCACACCCUAAAAAUCAACAAAAAUUCCUGUGUGAAAUGGUUUUCCAUCGUGCAAUGCGUGCCCUCCAUUGGAGCCAUAACGGGUGGGGGCGGGUGUCCUGUAGAAUGAUGGGAGACGUACAACACGGAGCAGAAAAGAUUCAAAACCACUCGGUGUACGAUUUUCAAGCAAAAGAAGAGAAGCGAAGAGCUGCAAGUAUGCGAGAGAGUUGAUUUAAAAAGUGCUUCAUCUGGCUCGGGCGGCGUUUCCCCCGUUUCGCCAUUCAGGCUGGGAAACAACAGUUGACCGUCGUCCCUCCCCGAGAGGCGCGCGCAGCUUGUGAACGCGCAAGCUCGCCCCCCCCCCCCCCUCCCCUACUCCAAAGCGCGCUCUCGCGGCUGGCUGGAGGACGCGUCGGGGGAAAAAAAAGCUACAAGAGCAGCGGACGAGCAGGCCCCGCGUCUCCUCGGAAUAGAUAACGUCGUUGUUCCAAGUUCGUCCCGACGGAGACUCGAAACGCGCCCGAUCAUAUGUGUUUGAAGGCUAGGAGGCGAUCGCAAGAUGGUUCGGGAAACCAGACACCUCUGGGUGGGAAAUUUGCCCGAACACGUCCGAGAGGAGAAGAUUGUGGAGCAUUUUAAACGGUAUGGACGCGUGGAGAGCGUUAAGGUCCUGCGGAAGCGCGGGUCCGAGGGUGGCGUCGCAGCCUUUGUGGACUUUGUGGAUAUCAAAAGUGCUCAGAAGGCUCACAAUGCCGUCAACAAAAUGGGUGAUAGGGACCUUCGGACUGACUACAACGAACCGGGGUCGGUCCCGAGCGCCGUACGGGGCCUUGAUGACAGCUCCCCCUCGAGCAGUCGAGACGUAGCGGGAUUCUCUAGGGGAACAGUUGGACCGGUGUUUGGACCCCCUGUGUCCCUUCACACCAGAGAAGGACGUUAUGAACGGAGAAUAGAUGGGUAA